This is a messenger RNA of Abrus precatorius (Indian licorice), 2762 nucleotides long. RefSeq lists its product as uncharacterized. The record is from RefSeq and is a predicted model, not a curated record. The coding region runs from base 1379 to 2266 and encodes 295 amino acids. The transcript is spliced from 3 exons. NCBI's taxonomy places the organism in Eukaryota, Viridiplantae, Streptophyta, Magnoliopsida, Fabales, Fabaceae.
GUCAUUGGGCUGAAUGUACGGCAAAAACCUCGACUACGUUUCUUUCUCUCUCAAACGUGUGUGAGCGAGCAACCAUUGGAACUUGGAAAGAAAAUAGAGUUGAUAGCACCAAUUCCCAAACCUUACACUUCAACAACUGCAAUCUACAUUGGCACGCACCUAACCUAAGAUCGAAUCAGUCCGUGUCACUUCCACUCAACUCACCCACCAAUCUCCAUUUCCGUACCCAUUUUCCUACCGAUUUAUCCUCUAUCAAGUGAGCUUUUAUCUCUUCUCAUUUCUGCUUCCAAUUUUACUUGGAUUGGGGUGUUCGAUUCCACUCCUAACACGCAAUUAAAUUUCCGCUGCGAUUUUAUUUAUUUAUGUCAUAAUUUUAUAAUUUAUCGGUAACACUCGUUGUUUCGGACUGGUCAACUUUGUUAUUGAUGUGCAAAAUAGUAAUGAUCGGGUUGUUUUUUCAAUAUAAAAUAAUAUUGUUGAUUAGGGGAUGUUAUGUUGAUCUGAUUGGUUUAUUUGGAAUGCCAACUUUGUUAUCCAUUUAUCUAUUAUUGUAACAUGGUGGUGAUACUGCGUAUUCUUAUUGGUAUUUUUUUCUAAAAUUUCAGAAGUGUGUGAUAUGUCUGUGGUUUAGUUAACUUGAUGUGCUCUAGAUUGGAUUGUGUCGGUAAAUCUGUUUCUUUGUUAUUCAGACAGUAUCAGAUUGCCUGUCGACGUUAUUUUCAUCUGAAUUUUGAGUUUGGACUGAUUUAUUUCCUAGAAAUAGUCUCUCUGCUUGUGGGGAUAAGGCUCUGUGUUGUGAAUCAACCUUCACAUCCCCCGACACGUAGUAUGUAUGAGCCUUGUGCAUUGGGCCACCUUGUGUUGAUAGAUAACAGUCCUUUGUAUAAAAAAAAUGCAAAUUCUCGGUCGAGUGAUCAUAUGAGAAUAGUGUGUCUAUUUGGUUUAGGGGAGGGGAAGGGAACAGAGGGGCUCUCUUUGUUUAGUUUGUUAGGAGAGGAGAGGAAAAAAUGGAUUGGGAGAGACUCCUUACUUUCUCUUCCUUGCAUUAUCAAUUAUCAAAUACUAUGUUAGUGUUACAAAUAAAAGUUAUCCCCCAACCCCACCACACACACACAUUGAAAUUUGUAGUUAUGUUUACCAUAUACUUUGGACAGUUCUAAGUUGGAUUUUGAGUCUUGGUCUUCUUUUCUUAGGUUUGAUCUAAAUUCCUAGACACAAUUUGCUAGUUAGGUUACCAUGUUUGCGUCAACAUGAUCUGAUAAUAGUAUAAGGAUUAUGCCAUAUACUAAUACACUCUGUUGAUUAUUUACUUAUUUGAUAUAAGUGGCCUGUGCUUGGUUCAGACUUUGUGAGUGUAGUUCAACUCAUAGUAAGCAGCAUGGAGGAUAUUCUGUUGGAUACUAAUUGGGAAGAUGUAAUCUGCCCCAUAUGCUUGGAAUGUCCUCAUAAUAGUGUGCUCCUUCAAUGUUCGUCUUAUGAUAAGGGGUGCCGUCCUUUUUUAUGUGACACAAAUCAAUUGCACUCAAAUUGUUUGGAUCGUUUUAAAAACACAUGCACAAUGCCACCCUCUUCAAUCUAUGAUGCAACUUCCAUAGAAAAUAGUGAGCCAGUGGUAUCUGAUUGUCAAUACAAGCUGAGUUGUCCCUUGUGCAGAGGUGAUGUUUCUGGGUGGAUAGUUGUUGAUAUAGCUCGUGUGCAUCUUGACAAGAGGAAGCGUUGUUGUGAUGAGGAACUAUGUGAAUUUAUGGGAAGUUACUCUGAGCUACAAAAGCAUGCUCAACAGGAACACCCUCAUGCUCGUCCGUCAAAAAUUGAUCCUGCCCGACAGCUUGAUUGGGAAAAUUUUCAGCAGUCCUCUGAGAUCAUAGAUGUUUUGAGCACAAUUCAUUCAGAAAUUCCACGGGGGGUGGUUUUGGGAGAUUAUGUGAUUGAAUAUGGGGAUGAUGAUACUGGAGAUGAGUUUGAGGAUUUCCCUGGAGAUGAAGGUAACUGGUGGACAUCUUGUAUAUUGUAUCAUGCCUUCAAUAAUUUCAGAAGUUCCAGAAACCGAAGAAGAACAACAGUUGGUGAUACCAGCAGAGGUAGUCGCCGACUAAGUUUUGAUACUUCUAAUUCUGAUGAAGGUUCUGUAGCAUCUGUAGAGUAUGCCGAGUAUAGGCUAGAUGAGACCUAUGAUGACGAGUUUGUUGGUGCAAUUGGCUCCUCGAGGGGUAGCAGCGGUUUUCGCAGAUCGCGGAGACGUGGUUCUCGCUUCAAUGACAACUAGUGGUGGGGCACUGCCGCACUGGUAUGAUGGGCCUUUUGUUUCAUUCCCUUUAAUAUGCAUAUUAAAGGAAGCUGAAUGAGAGGAAGAGAUGAAUGCUGGUGUCACGACACUCAACUCAAAAGGCGUCAUUUUUUUAUCUAUAUUGCAUUUGCAAUGAGAUGAGCUGCUGGAUCAAUUCACAAAAUUGACAGUUAAAUAUGGUUCAUACUCAUAGUUCCCAUUAUGCUUUCCUUUAAAUCUCAUUUGAUUAUUAAAUAUAAAUGAAGAAAGUAUGCUAGCCAUUGGAAGCCUCUUAAUUUACUCGUGCGACCAACGUAAUUCGGCUAGCAUUCUGCUCUGCUUCAUUGUUGGACAAUGAAUGACUUCAUCUUCUUUCUCCUGUACAUAUAGUUAUAGUUAGUUGUGAUGGGUCAGAUUCACUAUUAAGGUGGGGAUAUUUCUAAAUCAAUUGAAAUUUUUUUUAGUUUUUUCGUCCCCUUCAUUCAUGGCCCGCCCA